Messenger RNA from Propithecus coquereli (Coquerel's sifaka), 3268 nucleotides. RefSeq names its product Hermansky-Pudlak syndrome 3 (gene HPS3). The record is from RefSeq and is a predicted model, not a curated record. The transcript has 17 exons. Gene Ontology annotation, biological process: organelle organization. Lineage: Eukaryota; Metazoa; Chordata; Mammalia; Primates; Indriidae. Gene Ontology annotation, cellular component: cytoplasm. Bases 103 to 3165 code for a protein of 1020 amino acids.
GCUAGCUCGCGGAAGUCCUCCGCGAAAGGCGCUGGGACUCCUGGAUGCCCUGCGGCACAGGCAGGCAGGCUCGGCUGAGCUGGCCCGCAGCCGGCCGCCGCGAUGGUGCAGCUGUACAACCUGCACCCGUUUGGGUCGCAGCAGGUGGUGCCCUGCAAGCUGGAGCCCGAGCGGUUCUGCGGCGGGGGGCGCGACGCGCUGUUCGUGGCGGCGGGCUGCAAGGUGGAGGCGUUCGCCGUGGCGGGCCAGGAGCUGUGUCAGCCGCGGUGCGCCUUCUCCACGCUGGGCCGGGUGCUGCGCCUGGCCUACAGCGAGGCGGGAGACUAUUUGGUAGCAAUUGAAGAGAAAAACAAAGCUACCUUUCUGCGUGCUUAUGUGAACUGGAGAAGUAAAAGGACUGAGAACUCUCGAGUGUGUAUUCGAAUGGUUGGGCAUAAUGUGGAGACACCCUUCAGCGAAAACUUCAGAGACCAGAUGUCUAUUCUUGAAAUGCCACUUUCUGAGGCUCCCUUGUGCAUUUCCUGUUGCCCUGUGAAAGGAGAUCUUCUUGUUGGCUGCACAAAUAAGUUAGUCUUAUUUAGUUUGAAGUAUCAGAUCAUCAAUGAGGAAUUCUCAAUAUUGGACUUUGAACGUUCUUUAAUUAUACACAUAGCUAAUAUCACUCCUGUCGAAAUUUCUUUUUGUGUUGGAUAUGUCGGUGUCAUGUCAGACUUAGAAGUUUUAAUCCUAAAACUAGAGUUAGACCCUAAAAAUGGAGAGAGAGUUCACCACCAUCCACGUAAGACCAGCAAUCCAAUGAAACAGACAGAAGAAGGUAUCAGUAAUGAACUUUCACAGCUUGAGUCAGAUGAUUUUGUUAUCUGCCAAAAGCCCAUGGAGCUUCUUGGUAAAAAAAGCGAACAGUCCGGAUUAUCUGUUACACUGGAAUCUACAGGAUUAGCUGAUGAACAACUAAAGUAUUUCCACAUUCAGCACCUGCUCUACAGACGUUUUGCUCCUGAUGUUUCAUCCUAUGUCUUGCCUGAUGACAUCAAGUUGCAUUCCCUCCAGCUGCUACCCAUUUACCAGACAGGUUCUUCUGAUGGAAAAAAAUUGUCUCAGGAAAAAGAGUUGCUGAGUCUCUUUUGUUUUUUCUCCUUACCUCAUGUGGGCUAUCUCUACAUGGUUGUCAAAUCUGUUGAAUUAAUGUCAGUCUACCACUAUCCAGAGAAGUCUCAGCAGGCGGUGCUCACGCCGCAAUUCUUGCACGUCAUUACAAGGCAUGUUGGUUAUUGGCCUCCACUUUGCUCAGCAGUCUCCCUCCUCUUCCUCAGCAAUAACCUGCAGUGUUUCACGGUGCGGUGCAGUGCAGCGGCAGCUCGUGAGGAGGACCCAUACAUGGAUACCACCCUGAAGGCUUGCCCACCUGUCAGUAUGGAUGUCUGUGCUUUAAGAAUACAGCUUUUCAUAGGCUUGAAAGCCAUCUGUCACUUUAAAAACCACAUUAUACUUUUGACUAAGGCAGAUGCUGAGGCCAUUCCAGAGAGAAGAGAGUCACCCAAGAGGCUUCUUUCUAGAAAAGAUACCAGUGUUAAGAUCAAAAUACCUCCUGUAGCUGAGGCUGGGUGGAAUUUGUAUAUUGUGAAUACAGUCUCACCAGUGCAACUGUACAAAGAGAUGGUGGACUAUAGUAAUACCUACAAGACUGCCAAAACCCAGAGCUGCAUUCAUCUUCUCAGUGAGGCUCAUCUGUUAGUGAGAGCUGCCCUGAUGGAUGCCACUCACCUGGAACCCGGGGAGAAAGCAGAACUUCUGGAAGUAUUUAAGGAAAGCUGUGGGCACCUUGGGGACUGUUACAGCAGGCUUGACACCCAGCAUUCUCACCUCACCUUGCCGUACUAUAAGAUGUCUGGUUUGUCUUUGGCCGAAGUUUUGGCCCGCGUGGACUGGACAGGAGAGGGUGCAUCACAGAAAUAUGAGAGGGGAUUAAUCUUUUAUAUUAAUCAUUCACUUUGUGAAAACCUGGAUGAGGAAUUAAGUGAAGAAUCAGCAGCAAAAGUGGUUCAGAUGUUUCACGUGGCUGAGCCGAAGCAACUGCCCCAUAUUCUUUGUAGUCCUUCUCUGAAGAAUAUUAAUCCUUCAACUGCCUUGAGCUAUCUGAGGAAGCUGGAUGCUUCUGGGUUGUCAUCGAUCUUACUGACAUUGACUAAGGCAGCAAUGGCUCUGAAAAUGGGAGAUCUUGACAUGCACAGAAAGGAAAUGAAAAGCCAUCCAGAGAUGAAGUUGGUAUGUGGCUUCAUUCUGGAACCUCGACUGUUGAUUCAACAGAGGAAGGGACAGAUUGUUCCAACUGAGCUUGCAAUUCACUUGAAGGAGACUCAGCCUGCAUUACUUGUGGCUUCAGUCCUGGGUUUGCAGAAGAACGACAAAAUUGGAAUUGAAGAAGCAGAUUCCUUUUUUAAGGUGCUUUGUGGUAAGGAUGAAGAUACGAUUCCUCAGCUCUUGGUAGACUUUUGGGAAGCUCAGCUGGUGGCAUGUCUCCCAGAUGUGGUACUUCAGGAACUCUUUUUUAAGCUCACAUCACAGUAUAUCUGGAGGUUAUCUAAGAGGCAGCCUCCUGACACCACACCGUUGCGAACAUCAGAAGAGCUGAUAAAUGCCUGUGGUCAUUAUGGCUUAAUCUAUCCAUGGGUUCACAUCUUAAUAUCAUCUGAUGUCUUAGCUUAUGAAAAUUACACAGAAGAUCUUUUAAAAUUGCAGUCUCUUAUGUGUGGUCCUUCAUUUGACAUAGCUUCCAUUAUUCCGUUCUUGGAGCCACUCUCAGAAGACACUGUUGCUGGCCUCAGUGUGCAUGUUCUGUGUCGUACACGCUUGAAAGAGUACGAACAGUGCAUAGACAUACUGUUAGAGAGAUGCCCGGAGGCCGUCAUUCCAUAUGCUAAUCAGGAACUGAAAGAAGAGAACCGGACUCUGUGGUGGAAAAAACUGCUGCCUGAACUUUGUCGGAGAAUAAAAUGUGGCGGAGAGAAAUAUCAACUUUACCUGUCAUCAUUAAAAGAAACAUUGUCAAUUGUUGCUGUGGAACUGGAACUAAAGGAUUUCUUGAAUGUUCUCCCAGAAGAUGGCACUGCAGCAUUUUUCUUGCCUUAUCUUCUUUACUGCAGUCGAAAGAAAUCAUUGACUUGAAGGUAUCAUUCGAGAAACACCAUAAUGGCAUUUGAGACUGAGUUUCUGAAAGUUGAAUGCCAGGUAAAAAUACAAGUAAAGGAUUUUUUGUUUUUUGUGCAUG